This is a messenger RNA of Abrus precatorius (Indian licorice), 1032 nucleotides long. RefSeq names its product protein transport protein SFT2-like. The record is from RefSeq and is a predicted model, not a curated record. Gene Ontology annotation, biological process: vesicle-mediated transport. The transcript has 4 exons. Bases 113 to 778 code for a protein of 221 amino acids. Gene Ontology annotation, cellular component: membrane. Lineage: Eukaryota; Viridiplantae; Streptophyta; Magnoliopsida; Fabales; Fabaceae.
ACUACACAGUCAUUCUUCCAUUUUCAUUUCUUUCAAUUCCCAUUCCUCUUUGAAUUCCUAUUCAUUCAUUCAUUCCUCUCCCCAGGAAUGGUAGCAUAGUGUAGAUCCAAAAAUGGAGGGCUGGUUCUCACGCUCUCGCAGCGAAGAUCACCAGAACCCACCCUCCUCUUCCUCUUUGCUCGAAGAAUGGAACUCCUAUACUUCUUCUCAGGACACCUCCAAUUCUGGAAUUGCCUUCGAUUUGGAAUCCGCUGUUAGAUCUGCUAACGACACCGUCACCGGCACUUUCAACGUGGUUUCUAAAGGUGUGAGAGAUAUACCUGCCAAUUUGCAGUCUGCCACUAGCAAUGUUCCUUCUGGGAAAGCACUUGUGUAUUUUGCUUUGCUUUUGGCAAGUGGAGUCUUCUUCAUUUUCAUUGCGUUUACCUUGUUCCUUCCCGUGAUGGUGAUUAUGCCCCAAAAGUUUGCUAUAAGUUUUACUCUUGGGUGUGGAUUUAUUAUUGGAUCAUUCUUUGCUAUCAAAGGUCCAAAGAAUCAGCUUGCUCACAUGUUCUCAAGGGAGAGGCUCCCUUUCACACUGGGUUUUAUAUGCAGUAUGGUCGGCACCAUAUAUGUAUCAAUGGUGCGUCACAGCUACGUUCUAUCUGUUGUAUUCUCUGUCGUACAGGUUCUCUCGCUUGGAUACUAUUCUAUAUCCUAUUUUCCUGGCGGAUCAGCCGGAAUGAAAUUUUUGACUUCUGCCCUUGCGUCCAAAUUAAUGAAUUGCUUCGGGAGGUGAUUCAUUUUUGGUUAAUGGGAGGUGAGGUUGGAUCCAAACUUUGAGCACAUGUCGGCUGAAGCUUUUAACUGACCCAGGCGUAUUGCUGAGUUGAACUUAAAGCAUCAUACCUAACAUUUCAAUUUUUGUUGCCACCGCUGCUCGAGAUAAUUUAUUUUCAUCUUUGCCACAAGUUUAUAAUUCGUGUGCAUGGAUAUUGGCUCGGACUAUAUUGGUAACUGGUUCGGGAAAACAAAGAUGCGUUUAUGGGAAAA